Messenger RNA from Dentiscutata erythropus, 453 nucleotides. Lineage: Eukaryota; Fungi; Glomeromycota; Glomeromycetes; Diversisporales; Gigasporaceae. The record is from the annotation of a GenBank genome assembly.
AUUUGGUCACUUCAAGAUAUAGGACCUACAGAAGAUAUUAAUUCAUCAGUUAAUGAAAGUGAAACUCAAAAAGAAUAUAUGGAUGUUGUGAUUUCAGAAAUUAUUUCAGGGGGUCAUUUUUAUAUUCAAAUUGUCAAUGAUAACAUUCGCAGUUUAGAAAAGAUGAUGUCAGAAUUUGAACUUUAUCAUAAGACUACCAAGGAUUUGGAAGUUACAAAUCCUAAAACUGGUCAAAUAGUCAGUGCUCAAUUUACUGAUGAUGACCAAUGGUACCGUGCGAAGAUAAAAAAAAUUAUGAAUGAAAAAAAGAGUGCUGAAGUAAUUUAUAUUGAUCAUGGAAAUUCAGAAAUAAUUCCACUUUCCCGAAUUAGACCAAUUCCUGAUAACUUUAAGCAAUUACCCUCGCAGUCACAAGAAGCUGUACUUUCGUUUAUAAAGGUUCCCGAACGUGAG